Molecule: messenger RNA, 1918 nt
Organism: Spea bombifrons (plains spadefoot toad)
Lineage: Eukaryota; Metazoa; Chordata; Amphibia; Anura; Pelobatidae
Gene: OTULIN
Product: OTU deubiquitinase with linear linkage specificity
Exons: 10
Coding region: 23-1774 (583 amino acids)
Biological process (GO): protein linear deubiquitination
Molecular function (GO): cysteine-type deubiquitinase activity
Source: RefSeq, a predicted model, not a curated record
AAUGGACAUGUGAGAAGUUAUAAUGGCCUGCUUGUGGUCUAUCUGCUGCUGUCAUUGCUUUUGGUGCUGGAAGAAGACAUCUAGGAAAGGUUCAAGAUUCACUCCUAUAUUUUCCUGCUGCUCUAAAAAAAAGUGUACAGCAGAUGAAUGGACAACGCAUGAUUCCUUCUUGAGAAGGCAAGGAUGUCAUUCUGAGGACACCGAAUUUUCAAGCUUCAACAAGCAAGAUAUAGAAACACCAGUGAAAGAAGAAGUGGAGAUUCUUCAUGAAAGCUCACAACAACUGGAACCUGAAAUUCUCAAUUGUGCUACAGAGCGUUCGUUGUAUAAUAGAAGCCAGUCCUUUUACUCUAGAGAUGAUGAACAGGAGGAUGACAAUGUUAUAGACAAACAACAUCUGACUAAAGACUUUCCAGCACAAUCUUCCAUGAACACUAAUCCCUUAUGUGCCACAAACCCCACCCAUGCAAUUCACCAUCUUCAAAAAAGGACUGGAGAAAAAUCAACAGCGAGUGAUGGAAAUGCACUCCGAAAAAGCCUCUCCGAACACAGCAUUAACCCUGAGUUACUCGAAGACUCCAGAACUCUAGAAGGUUCCACUGUAGCUAAUUCAAAACAGGAUAUCAAAGCUUCAGGCAAGCUGUCCCUGCAGCCUCCAAGAAAGGGUACAGAUCUGACAGAUGACAGAGCAAGGGAACAUGAAAUGGCCCACGUACCAGAUGAUUAUGAGAGAGAGCAAAAAGAAAAUCAAUCUGAUUCUUUUUUAAGUGUAACCUGCAGUUCCAAUACUCCGAAGCUAACAUCUGUUGUAAUAGAAGAUGAGGAAAACGUGGGGACAGGGGAAAUAAAGUACCUGCGUCCGGACAUCGAAGAAGAUAUUUAUCGAGAUGGAGAAGAAAUUCAAAAAGAAAAAAAGAAAAAUGAGUGCCGCAUUAGUGAAGAGGAUUCAAAUGAUCAUAAGUUAGGAGUGGGACCAGAAAUGGAUAUUGUGGAAUACUGUCAAAGGGAAUGGAGAGGCAAAACAGCUGUAGCAAAAAUCAUGAAGGAGGGCUAUGAAGAAGUUUCUCACCACUUUACAUCGGUCAGACGAGUUCGUGGUGACAAUUACUGUGCCUUAAGAGCCACGCUAUUCCAAGCACUAAGCCAGACGUCGAAGCUGCCACUGUUCCUUGAUGACGAAGAGCUAUCCAAUUUGCCUGAAAAACUUAUUAAGAACUAUGACUGGAUAAAACAGUGGAGGUUCUGGCACAAACAUGAGAGCAAGAAGGUCUUCGUUCGAAUAAAACAGUACUUAGAGUUACUCAAGAAGAAGUGGGCUGAACUGAGCACGAUGAAGAUUCCAAAGGAGAAGCAAGCUGCCUGCGAUGAGAUCUUUCGGAAUGAGGAGGAGGAGUACUGCCUGUAUGAAGCGGUCAAGUUCUUAAUGUUGAAAACGGCGAUUGAUUUAUACAACGCCAAUGAGGAGGGCAAAGAGGUGCCGGUGUUUUCCUGGCUGCUGUUUGCUCGAAAUACAUCCAACAACCCUUGUGAAUUUAUGAAGAAUCACUUGAAUCAAGUGGGACAUACUGGAGGGCUUGAGCAGGUGGAAAUGUUUCUACUUGGAUAUACUUUGCAGCUCACCAUCAAAGUGUAUAGACUUUACAAAUUUGCAACUGAUGAAUUUAUCACGCAGUAUCCCAAUGACAAGCCUGACUGGCCUAGUGUGACUCUUAUAACAGAAGAUGAUCGACACUAUAAUGUCCCUGUUGGGGAGUAUGAAGAAACAAGUUUAUAAGGAACUUUACUUUCUUUUUUUCUUUUUUUAUAAUCCUACUGUUACUGCUUGGUUUAGGUUUUGUUGCUUUUGGGCCAAUUUUAAAAAGUUUUAUUUUUCAAAUAUGGCAUGCAAGAAACAUAUAAUAAAAAGUGGAUCCAAAAA